AUGUCUUUGAACGAGGCCUCCAGCUUCGAGCGCGUUGUCCCUCAAGUUCAACUUCAUCGAAAUGACAGGAGCUCUCUCCGGAGGCAGAUCAGCUUGGCUGUGGCAGGCGUCAUGAUAUGCCUGACCUUGCCUCUCCUCUUGAGCGGCAGCGGCAACUACAAGCACAGGAGUAACGAACUCUUAUCGUGGAGCAACAGCUUUGAUGACGGGACCGGGAUCCUCUCCGGGCAGCAGCAUGGCGUCACGAGGACCAUCGUCUCCUGCGAUGCUGAUGACCCCAGCUGCUCAUUCAUUGUCUCCCCGGAGGACUACGCACACGGCAAGUGGGUCAGCACCAAGGGAGAGCCGUCGCAUGAGAAAUACGUACAGAUCCGCAAGGAUCGCCUGCAACCAUCGUCCUAUGAGGACGACAUCGACCUGGGCCCAGCUGCUGGGAUUUCACGAAGCGACGUGAACGGGAACUUCAUCAAGUGGAAGGGGUUGAGGAACGUCAAGAGCGGAGCAGACUUCCAGAGAGUCCGAGUGCCUGACAGGGACUCAGACUACGCGGACAAAUCCUACGACGAUGUUGUGGGUCUGAGGAAGGAAUGGCGCGAGCGAUGGAACCCGUCUAACUACAGGAGGGAGCAAGAGUGGGAGAGGACGGAGAAUCAAAGACGCGAGCCUGUCCACAGCAGAUCAACGUGGGGCAGAUCAAGGAAGUGGAAGGGGGAUCGGUUGGAGGACGAGGAGGAGGAAAAGCUGAGGAGGGACCUUGACUCUUUGAAGAGAAACCGAGAGAAGGAGAAGCCGCAUGUCCCUCCUUCUUAUGCCCCCCGCAGGCGCGAAGAUGAGAAUGAGCAGGAUGGUGCAAUUCAGGAUGAUGAACAUAAGGAAGACGAAGGGGGAGAUAAGAGCGCAGCGAGCGUUGCAGUGGAGAAGGAGGACAAGAACGAGGCGGAAAAUGGGGAUAACAAGGACGAGGACGAGGACAAGAAGGAGGAAGACGAGGAAAACAAGGAGGGAGGGAAGAAGAAGAACAAGGAGGGAGGGAAGAAGAAGAACAAAGAGGGAGGGAAGAAGGAGAACAAAGAGGGAGGCAACCGCCAGGAUGAAGAACACAGACACGAAGGAGAUGAGCGCGGGGACGAAGAGGAGAAAGGAAGUGGGAAGGAUGACGAGUCUAAGCGUGAAGACGACAAUACGGAGAAGGAAGGGAGCGGCGGCGGCGGUUUAGAAAUGAAGGAGGAUGGGAAUGCGGGGGAAUCUCCCACACCGCUGUUACCUGGAGCCACAUCCACUCCUGAACCUUGA
Molecule: messenger RNA, 1293 nt
Organism: Guillardia theta CCMP2712
Lineage: Eukaryota; Cryptophyceae; Pyrenomonadales; Geminigeraceae
Exons: 6
Coding region: 1-1293 (430 amino acids)
Source: RefSeq, a predicted model, not a curated record